Hibiscus syriacus is the source of this 1738-nucleotide messenger RNA. RefSeq names its product putative WEB family protein At4g17210. The transcript has 3 exons. The record is from RefSeq and is a predicted model, not a curated record. The coding region runs from base 250 to 1722 and encodes 490 amino acids. NCBI's taxonomy places the organism in Eukaryota, Viridiplantae, Streptophyta, Magnoliopsida, Malvales, Malvaceae.
GGUUAUGUGGAUCCCGAUUUGUCGAUGGUUACAAGAAAGCUCGAGAAUUCAUCGAUAUCGCAACAUUGUAAACCGUAUCAACUGAGACAAAAAUCGCCGGCUUUGUUUUCGCCGUCACAAUGAUUUCUUCUAAGAAAGUCCUCCACUCUUUUCAAAACCAUUCUUCCCUUGGGCGUUUCCUUUACAAAUCAGUUUCCACUAUUCCCUGUUUUUUGCUGGGAACAGUUGUUUGGGCAUUUUGGAGAGCAAAUGGGUGAGAUUGAUACCAAACCUAUUGAACCUGUUCAAGUUGCAAUAUCUUUAUUUGGCCAUAAAAGUAGCCACUUGAGAUACCGAUCGAGCGGCAGCCAUUCAGAUGUGGAAAAAGAGAAAGGGGUUGAAGGCAUAGAAAAGGACUCUGCGUACAUGGAGGUUCUUCGUCAACUGGAACACUACAAGAAAACAACACAGCAACUUUCUGUACUACUAAAGAACUCCGAGAUUGAGAGGGACAGAUAUAUACAGGAACGCAAUGAAGUCAAGGAUCGGAUCGACGAACUCGAAUCGAAGAUGAAAGGGAUGGUAGAUCAGUUGUCCGAAUCGGUGAAGAUCCGCGAGCAGCUUUCGUGUGUUUUAAUGGAGCUGAAGAUUACACAAGCUGAUAUAGUUAAUAUGGAAUCUCAACUUGCUGCUGCAAAAGACUUAGAGCUCAAGGCAAUUACACAAGCAGAAAUGAUGGAAACCUCUGCUAAAAUGGAGAAGGAAAGGUCUCAAGAGCUUUUAGGCCGCAUUGCGGAGGUUCACGAUGCGACUCAUAUUUCGAAGCUUGCUGCUACGAAAGCUGAAGAUGAGAAGUGCAGGAUUGUAUGUGAGAAAGAUGCUGAAAUGGAGGCAUUCAAGGCAACGGUAUUUCAAGCACAAGAAGAGAUGGAAGAUCUGAGAAAACAGUUGGGAACGAUACAAGAACUCGAGAAUCAGCUCGUAGCGAAGAGCGCGUAUAUCGGUUCAUUGCAGGCAAAAUUGGAGCAGGUAACUAAUGUGCUUGGUUCAACGGAGAAUGGAAUUGAUCUGAACCAAAUAUCGCAUGACUUGGAGUUCAAGAAAAGAAAGAUAUCGGAUCAAGCGUUUUACAUCGCAGAGUUGGAAACGGAACUUAAACGAUUAGAACUUGAACUUGAAAAUGCUAAGCAAGAGGCAAAGAACCUGAACUGUAAUGUUGAAGCUCUAAAAAGUGAUUUAGAGAAGCUACAGAUUGAGACGGAUGAAGUUAGGAGAAGAGAAAAGGAUGAUCAAGUUGAAAUUUCACACAUUGAAGAGCAAAGAGAUAAGUGUGUUGAUCACAUAACGAUUUCAAUCGAAGAGUACAACUCUUUGAUUCGAAAAGCUAAGAAGUCAGAUGAAACUUCAAGGUCUACGGCAGAUGAUUUCAAUAAGUUAACCACAGAGUCGGCAAGCAUGAAUGAAGUUGAGGCUUUGAAGAAGGAACUGAAAGUUGCAAUGACGAAAAUCGGGUUGUUCUGGAACCGGGCAGAGCAAGCGGCUACAAGGGCGGAGGCAGCGGAGAAAGCCAGAGCAACAGCAGAGGAUCAGCUGAGGAAGUGGCAAGAACAGAAGCAAAGAAGAAAAGCUGCUUUAACUGCCUUAAGGGAGGAGUCUGCAUCCAAACAAUUCAGUCCUUCCACCAUUGAAAAGUUACCUACAAACCAUCAGCCAUUGGGUCAAGUUCUUAACCUUAAAUUCUAGUCUAUGAAUUUUUUAC